UUGGAGGAGAGAGUGAGAGACAGAGUCGGAGAGACGGAGAGCCGUAGAUUGAGUGUUUGUCGGUGGAGUCACAUAUUAAAUCGCAGACUUUACAGCUCAUCUGGGGACUCUUACUUCACAUCCACGCCGUCGUCUUUUCCCCCCACCACCUCCUGUUUCAUGCUGCUUACGUGCAGCCACAGGUUGACCGAUUUAUCCGAGUCACCAUGGAUUAUUCCGCUUCAUCCACUGCCGAUUGCCACUGACAGGAUCAAAAUGGGAACGAUCAAUACAUCACCGAUGACUGGGAGAGAGACAAACUGAUCUUAUCAGGUGAGCGGAAGACGGAGCCAUCAUCAGCGGGGAAGCGACGCGCAUUUUCGAGAGAUAAGACCUGUGGAGGACCUAUAUGAAGGGAGACGAAGCGAAAAGAUGAUGGGAUGGCCGUGACAACAUGAAAAAGAAAAAGUGCUGUGGUCUGCUUUCAUCCAGUCCGUGAUUCGACACAACUAACCUGGGGGAAAAGGGACCGAGGCAGAAGAGGUCGGAGACAGGUGUGCGGCCACAGCUGUGAUCAUGGAGCCUCCCCCUUCUCUGAGCUUGGCUCUGCUAGGAGGGAGCGAGGAUGAGGACCAGCGAUUCCUCCUUCCCCUGGGCAGUAUAUCCCAUCCGUCCACCGCUGGCGCCCAGCCAGGAUCAAACCACUCCAACCACAUGGGAGGAUCAAGCCUCGACCGUCUAAACGGCAGCACCUCAUCCCCCUCGCCCGCCACGCCCAACUUGCCCCCAGCAUCUCUCCCGAAGUUACCACUUUCCUCCGCUGGAGCUCAGCCUUUGCCUCCACCCAUCCCCAAUGCCCUGCACCCCACCAGCACCCCACUCUCUUCCUGUCUGGGCUCACAGCACAGCCUGAGUGGGGACAACUCCCCAGUCUACAACGCCCUUUUUUACUCGUCCCAUUCGCCGUCCAUGGAGCGGGAGAGGGACAGAGAGCGUGACAGGGAGAGGGGGUGCAAACACAGACAGGCCAGCCCUCUGGUUCACCGUAGGGACAGUAACCCCUUCACGGAGAUUGCCAUGAGUUCCUGUAAGUACACAGGUGGCGUCAUGAAGCCCCUGAGCCGCCUCAGCGCAUCCCGGAGAAACCUAUCGAGUCAGACAGCAGCAGCGAAACCAAAGAGGGCGCCGUUUCAGCUGUUGCUGGCGCAACUGCUGCUGGGGGGCAUGACCGGCAGCGAGAAGCCCCCCCUACCUGCGGUGACCCAGUCCUCCACCAACCAACCCCCAAUUCAGAGCCCGCCAGAGAUUGUGAUUUCAUCCAAAGAAGAUUCCCCGUACCUCAGAGGAGGUUAUGACAUCACCGACUCCACAUCCAACCAGAUGUCCAUCUACCACCAGAACCACGCACUAGUGGAGAGCAGGCGUUCGCAGUCAGGGAGGGGCAGCAGGCAGGGAGGAGUUGGGGCAGUGGGUACCGGGGCCAGGGGCAGCACCUCCAAGGCUCCCAAACGAAAGAACCAAAACAUUGGGUAUAAACUGGGGCACCGCAGGGCGCUGUUCGAGAAGAGGAAGCGGCUGAGCGACUACGCCCUGAUCUUUGGAAUGUUUGGCAUCGUAGUCAUGGUGAUUGAGACAGAGCUGUCGUGGGGCGUGUACACGAAGAGCUCCAUGUACUCUCUGGCCCUGAAGUGUCUGAUCAGCCUGUCCACUGUCAUCCUGCUGGGGCUCAUCAUUGCUUACCACGCGCGGGAGGUUCAGCUGUUUGUCAUCGACAACGGAGCAGACGACUGGCGAAUCGCCAUGACGAUGGAGAGGGUUCUGCUAAUCGCUCUGGAGCUGCUUGUUUCUGCUGUGCAUCCGGUGCCUGGGGACUUUAAGUUUCAGUGGCGAGCACGGCUGGCCUUCUCGUACGCGCCUUCGCAGGCCGAGGCUGACCUGGACAUGGUGCUGAGCGUGCCCAUGUUCCUGCGCCUCUACCUCAUUGCCAGAGUCAUGCUUCUGCACAGCAAACUGUUCACCGACGCUUCCUCCAGGAGUAUAGGUGCCCUCAAUAAGGUCCAUUUUAACACGCGGUUUGUAAUGAAAACCCUUAUGACGAUCUGCCCUGGGACGGUGCUGCUGGUCUUCAGCAUCUCUCUGUGGAUCAUUGCUGCCUGGACCGUACGAGUGUGUGAGAGGUAUCAUGAUGCCCAGGAUGUGACCAGUAACUUCCUGGGAGCCAUGUGGCUUAUCUCUAUUACUUUCUUGUCUAUUGGCUAUGGAGACAUGGUUCCUCAUACUUACUGUGGCAAAGGAGUCUGUCUGCUCACGGGCAUCAUGGGUGCGGGCUGUACGGCUCUGGUGGUUGCCGUGGUAGCCAGGAAGUUGGAGCUGACCAAGGCCGAGAAACAUGUACACAACUUCAUGAUGGACACGCAACUCACCAAGAGGAUAAAGAAUGCAGCUGCUAACGUACUAAGAGAGACUUGGCUCAUCUACAAACACACCAAGCUGAUGAAGAAGAUCGACCAUUCGAGAGUCCGCAAACACCAGCGGAAGUUCCUCCAGGCUAUACAUCAAUUACGCAGCGUGAAAAUGGAGCAGAGGAAACUCAGCGAUCAGGCCAACACACUAGUGGAUCUCUCAAAGAUGCAGAGUGUCAUGUAUGAGCUCAUGUCCGAGCUCAACGACCGCAGCGAGGACUUGGAGCGUCAGAUGCUGUCCCUGGAGCAGCGGGUGGAGCAGCUCACGGCGGGCUUCAACGCCUUGCCCGCUCACCUGUCUGCAACCCUCAGCGCCCAGCAUGCUGCCCUGGUUCACCUGCUCCGGGAGAGGGAUGCAAGGGAUGGUAGAGGAGGAGGAGGAGGUGCUGUGGUUCCACUGUCCCCUGCAGCUUCUUUAACCACUGCGCCAGCUUCAGUUUCUCCAGUCCAGGUCACAGCUCCUGCACCACCUUCAGCUCCGGUUUCUACUUUGGCGUUGGAGUCCCCUCUGUCGCCCCCACCCCUGAGCCCAGAGGGGAGCUUGGAGGCUAGCUCCAACCCCAACACGUGCACCUCUAGCUGCUGAGGACAGCUUUUUUUUUCUUUUCUUUUUUUUCUUGGACCAGGAGAGGACAAAUAUGAGGAAAAACAGGGAGGAAGGACGGGGGCUGCGCUAGUCCUCACACUUCAGACUAAAGGAGAGAAAUGGGAGAUGAGAGAAAUGUCUGGUGAUCCUCGGAAACUAACGCUCCAAGAGGGAGGGAGGAAGACUAUGAGGAGAAAUAAUGGGAUUAAGAUGGAGGGCCUGUAUGAGUGAUGAGACAUGUUAGGGACUUUGGGGCGCUUUACUUGAUGAGGGAAGGAGAAGAAAAAUGGGGAUAAAAUGGAGACUCUAAAAGGUGUGAGGGGGAGGAAGGAUGCCAAGAGGGUGAGAAAUUGAGGUAGAGAGAAUGAGGAGGACGAAAGAGAGAGGAGGAGAAAUAACGAAGAAUAAUUAUAUGAACUCCUAAAUGGAAUCCACUCCAAUUACUGAAGAAUGCCUUUUAUUAUCUCUAUCUCUCUCUCUUCUACGUCUCUCUUUCUCCCUCUCUUUCCUUCCCCCUUCCCAAUCUCUCACUCCCGUCAUCAGGAAUUAAUGACCAUGACUUUUUAUCCUUAUGAUGUAUUUUCUAUCUGAAUGCUAAUUGUGUAUUAACGAGCAUCCCUUUAACAAAAGGUUCGAUCAAUACGACCACGAUUUAAAAAAAUGAAAAAUAAAAAAAUAAAUAACUAGUGGCAUGCACCACACACACACACACACACACACACACAUACACACACAAAUCAUGUCAUCCACGCAAUAUGAGCUAACACAGCACAAACACAAACAUACAGACUCUCACAAAGGCCCUAUUUACGCUCACACAUAGAAAAUAAUGCACUAGCCCACAAGAUGAUACUAAAAGCCAAUACUGCCAAGCACAUGAUGCACUGUCAAUCUCCAUAGAGCACUGCCAAGCGAUGUAGACACACUGUAAAAAAUGUUCAUCUUAACAAUUUAUCUUUUGUGGGUGUGAGCUGAUGCAGUAGUUUAGACUUACGAUGCGUAGUUGUGACAUUUUAACUACUCAGCCGGGAGAAUUGUAACCGUUCAGUGAACUACACAAAUUAUAGAUCAAGCUGAAACAAGCUGAUACAGAGGGACGUGAGUCAUCAUAAUGUCUGUUUGUGAUGAUGAAGACAGUAGCUGAUGGUAAAAUAACCUAACACAACUACUACAGGACUUUAUUACUGCAUUUACAGAAUUACAGAUUGAAACGAACUGAUGUUUAAAGUGUACUUUGCUGUGCUGAAAUGAGACUGUGGUCUUGUUUCAUUUCUGUGGACGUUUCGUAUGACAGCAGCAGAAGGUGGACAAUUAAUAGUUGUAUUAAGUGCAUUAAUACUGGGGCGGCUAUUAGAAGAAAAAUUAGCUUAUUUUACACAUAUUUUUUGUACUGGCAUUUAAAAAUGGUUGAUUGAUUUCUGAAGAUACCCGUUAAAACAAACGCUGCAGAACUCUAAAGUUGGCUCUUUGCACAAUCUUGAUGCUCCACAUUUAGUGCGAGUACUCGUUUAAUGCCACUAAAUUUGGAUGUUUUGACCCAAAGAUCUACAGCAGAUGCGGUUCGGUCCACAACUUGUUGUCUUUUUGUCUCUCCAUGCCACCACAGUGGCUUAGAAAUAAAACUAAAAACUAACUUUAAAAAAAUGCAUUAACUGUUUAAGAAUUAUCCACAUUUGUAUACACAUUCCCUCAUUUUCAGAGGCUCAAAAGUAUCUUGACAAUUGACAAGCAGCUUCAUAGCUAGGUGGGGCCUGUUGCCUUGUUAUUCCAUGACAUGAUUCAAAGAGUGGAAUUUCUAUUUCAUAGUUGUUCAUGGUCAUUCCAAGUGAGGGAGGUCGUCAUUAGGCUUAAAAAUUCAAAAUAAGUCAAUAAGUGUCAACUGCUGAGUGGCCAUUCUUGAAAAGGAAGACAACAGAAAACAACUGAAAUGGAUGAUGAAAGAAUGGCUAAAAAACAACUUCACAGCAUCUAACUGAGUCAAAAAAAAAAAAACUCUCACCAGGAUGUACAGUAGGUGUAUCACUGUCAAAGUCUACAUCUGUAAGUUUGUAACUGUUAAUCCAGAGGGUUUACAACAAGCUGCAAACCAGUGGUUACGCUUAAGAACAAGUAGGUUAGAUUAUACUUCCUAAAAAAACAUCUAGAAAUUAAUAUUUAAAUAAAGAUGAGCCUGUGGCAGAAUUAUGGGAAGAAAGAAGUAAGGAGAAGGAAAGAGAGAAACACCUAUUGAUUUGAAGAUAACACAUUAUCUGUCAGAAACAGUGGGAGAAGUGUUGGUGGAACCCCAUCACUAGUGUUUACUGAUGGCGUGACUAACAGAAGUGGCAGGAUGAAUUGUAAAGUGUACAGGGCUGUACUCAAAAAGACACGGAGUAUUCGUCAAUGACCAAGUUAUUCACCUGAUCUCAGCCCAACGGAGCAGCUUUUCAGUUACUGAAGACAAAAA
Molecule: messenger RNA, 5473 nt
Organism: Haplochromis burtoni (Burton's mouthbrooder)
Lineage: Eukaryota; Metazoa; Chordata; Actinopteri; Cichliformes; Cichlidae
Gene: kcnn3
Product: potassium intermediate/small conductance calcium-activated channel, subfamily N, member 3
Biological process (GO): potassium ion transmembrane transport
Cellular component (GO): neuron projection; neuronal cell body; plasma membrane
Molecular function (GO): calmodulin binding; small conductance calcium-activated potassium channel activity
Source: RefSeq, a predicted model, not a curated record